GAGUUUUGUUUUGAUUUCAGUGCAUUGAAUUUAUGAAAUUAUGUCGUUAUUACAGCAAAUUCCUUACAAGGAAUAUGCAAAUGUAAUCGGAGCACUAACACUAGAGCAGUGUGAAGUAAUAUCAACUUUGGCUAACGUAGAAGUAAGGUUUACGAAAUCAGCUGCACCUGGUGAGGUUAUAUUGAAAGCUUUAGACAGAAAUGGAUGUUCCCUGCAAAAGUACAGACAACUCCUCAAAACCGCACUCAACAGAAAAAUCGUCAAAACUUACUACAAACCGGAAACUAAAGUUGCCAUUCUAAUAGCCAAUGACAAAUAUCAGCAUUUAUCCAAAUUAAUCACUCCUUCUAUAGACUGCGACUCACUAGCCACUCAUUUUAAAGAUAUGGGUUUUAUUGUAGUAUCUAUAAGAAAUACUGUCAGUAAUGAUUUAAAAGGAAUUCUGGCGGAACUAUUUGAUUUGAUACCAGAGAAUAGUUAUUGCUUUGUCUUCUAUGCCGGCCAUGGUUGUGAACUUUGCAACACAAAAUGCAUGCUUGGUGUGGACUGCCCCCCGGAAGACAUCCAAUUGGGCCACUGUGUGACAGAGAACUUUGUGCUCCGAGAGGUCAACAAAUGUAAACCAGAGUUGAGCAUCAUGAUCAUGGAUAUGUGCAGGCUUAGUUUAAAUAGGAAUGCAAACCCUGAAAUCUUCAACGCCAUAUCCAAUGUUGAAGAAUAUACCAUCCAUAAGAACUCCCUUGUUGCCUACUCAACUCAAUCAGCUCAUUCAGCAUAUGAAGUUUUACAGAUAGAAUGCUCCCAAAGCUUGGACAAUGUUACAUAUGAAUUGAAACCAGGCGACACAGAGAAAAUAGUGCCACAAGGUAGCCAGUAUGUUAAUGCAUUGUGUGGCAGACUGGCAGAUGGUUUGGAUGUCAGUUCCUUGUUGGAUAAAGUUCAUGAAGAUGUUGAGACUUCUAUGAAGAAACAAAGACCUAUUAAACUUCAAUGUGGAGUUGUAAAAAGGUCAUUGUAUGACCCUGCUUCAGGUGAUAAUGCAGAAUUAAUCAAUAAACUUCAAGAACUUUGCAAGGUUUAUGAAGAGCAUUGUAUACUUUUCUGAAGAAAAUU
Messenger RNA from Cydia amplana, 1113 nucleotides. RefSeq lists its product as uncharacterized. The transcript is spliced from 6 exons. Gene Ontology annotation, biological process: proteolysis. Bases 41 to 1105 code for a protein of 354 amino acids. NCBI's taxonomy places the organism in Eukaryota, Metazoa, Arthropoda, Insecta, Lepidoptera, Tortricidae. The record is from RefSeq and is a predicted model, not a curated record. Gene Ontology annotation, molecular function: cysteine-type endopeptidase activity.